Molecule: messenger RNA, 737 nt
Organism: Xenopus laevis (African clawed frog)
Lineage: Eukaryota; Metazoa; Chordata; Amphibia; Anura; Pipidae
Gene: mrps26.L
Product: mitochondrial ribosomal protein S26 L homeolog
Cellular component (GO): mitochondrion; mitochondrial small ribosomal subunit
Source: RefSeq, marked predicted
UGCUGGGAAGAUCCUGCUCUGAGCGAGAACCAAUCAUGUUCCGUUUCCCAGGCAGAUCCCUCCUCCUGCUGAGAGUAACCCGCCUUCCCUGUGUCGCCCCAUCUAGGGGCAGAAAGUCUCGCACCGACCCCCCGGCUAAAUCGAAGGCCUCGCGUAUUAAAUACCCCCCGCCGGUAUGUGUGGAGGAACUGCUGAAUGUGAGCAGAAGGUACCGCGAGUACUCGGUCAUACUAACUGCCAUCAGGGCAGAGUGCAAGGAGGGAGUCCUUCGGUCACAGUAUGAGGAGCAGGUGGGCUCCCUGGCUGAGCAGCGCCACCGACUGGAGAGUGAGGAGCACAGGACUCUGAUGAUUUGGAAUGAUGAAGAGAACAGGAUGGCACUAAGAAGAAGAGAGGAGCGCCAGAGGCUGGAGCAAGAGGUUCUGCAGCGCCACGAGAAGAUUUCCACUGAACAGAAUCAUAUAGAAGAGCAGCAGUUCAUCAGGGAAAAAGAACGGGAAAUUGAAGUGUUGCAGGAAAUGUCCAAAUCCUUCAUCACAGCAGAAAAUCUAUCUGAAAAGAUUGAGGCAGCUUUGGACAAUCCGAUCUCAUACAACUUCUGCUUGGACAAGGAAGGGAGGAUAGUGAGAGAGGCAGGGGCCCGCAUGUAAUGCUCCUCUUGUAAACGAUCAUUUCCAGUGUCUUUAAAAAUAUAUUGGAUUUUUUUAUUGCCUAAUAAAUGUUUUGUUCCUUUUGUC